AUGGCCGAAUUGCAAACGCUGCUGGACAUGGGGUUCCCUCAGAACCGAGCCGAAAAGGCGCUGGCCAAGACGGGGCAUCGGGGCGCCCAAGUGGCCAUGGACUGGAUUUUUGCGCAUCAAGACGACGCGGAUAUCGACGAGCCCAUGGCGGAACCAGCU
Monosiga brevicollis MX1 is the source of this 159-nucleotide messenger RNA. RefSeq lists its product as uncharacterized. The transcript is spliced from 2 exons. The annotation marks the transcript as partial. NCBI's taxonomy places the organism in Eukaryota, Choanoflagellata, Craspedida, Salpingoecidae. Gene Ontology annotation, molecular function: protein binding. The record is from RefSeq and is a predicted model, not a curated record.